Molecule: messenger RNA, 903 nt
Organism: Yamadazyma jaroonii
Lineage: Eukaryota; Fungi; Ascomycota; Pichiomycetes; Serinales; Debaryomycetaceae
Source: the annotation of a GenBank genome assembly
AUGACAUUUGAAGGUUUGACAAAGGAACAAUUAACCCAAUUCCAUAAUGAAGGGGUAUUGUGUAUACCUGACUUUUUGAAUACUGAUGAUUUGAAGAAACUAAUGGCUAAAUCUCAUAAGUUGUUAGAAGACAUGGAUUUGAAUACUCAUCCCAAAACUCAAUUCAAAACUGGUGCUGAUGGACAUAUUGGAGAUCAAUAUUUCUUCAAUUCAUCGGAUAAAAUUUCCUAUUUCUUUGAUAUCGAUGCUUUUAAUGAUAAGGGAGAACUUCAAUACCCUAAAGAGAUGGCCGUUAAUAAGAUCGGUCAUAAUGUUCACAUGUUAGAUCCAGAUUUCAAAUCUAUCACUUUCACUGAUAAAGUUAAGAAUAUCGCUAGAGCUUUGAAAUUUGAAGAUCCAAGAGUUCUACAAAGUAUGGUUAUUUUCAAACAUCCAGCAAAGGAAGGGGUGGAAAGACUUAAUGAAGUACCUCCUCAUACUGAUGGAACUUUCCUUUUCACUAAACCUCAAACAGCUAUUGGGUUCUGGUUUGCAUUAGAAGAUUGUACUAUUGAAAAUGGAUGUUUAUCUUAUAACCCAGGAAGUCAUAAAACACACCCUAUAACCAGUAGAUUUGUGAAAAAGAAUGGAGGUGAUCAAGGUUGUGAUUUCAUUCCUGUUGACCAUGAAAUGGAAGUACCUCAAGACAAUUCUGAAGAUUAUAAAUUGGUAGAAUGCAAAGCUGGCUCUUUAGUACUUAUUCAUAAUUCUGUCUUACAUAAAUCAGAAAACAACAAAUCAAACAAAUCUAGAUUUGCUUAUACUUUCCAUGUAAUUGAUGGUACUGCUGAAUAUGAUAAUUUGAACUGGUUACAGGUACCACCAUGUAAAGAAGGAGGAACAGAAUUUAGUAAAUUAUACUGA